Baudoinia panamericana UAMH 10762 is the source of this 1836-nucleotide messenger RNA. RefSeq lists its product as uncharacterized. The record is from RefSeq and is a predicted model, not a curated record. NCBI's taxonomy places the organism in Eukaryota, Fungi, Ascomycota, Dothideomycetes, Mycosphaerellales, Teratosphaeriaceae. Bases 1 to 1836 code for a protein of 611 amino acids. The transcript has a single exon.
AUGGCAUCCCACACAUUUCGAAGCGAUCAACUAAGCCUUCCAUCGGGCAACCCGAGUAAUGCAACGACCACUGCCUGCGCCUACAAUGACGCACAGUGUGGCGACUUGUGUGCGACCUCGUGGUGGCCUUGCUACGCAAGCUGGUCCUCAUGGACACGUUACGAUGUUCAGAUUACUUCCGUGCCCUACAAUUACACCAAUCUCUGGACAGAGACACGCACAAGCUACAACCUCAGCACAACAACAUGGAUGGUGGACGAAGCAGCAGAGCCGUAUUUCUACGUCUUGGGGACUGGCAAGCCAUACCUGACAACAAGCGGCGUCCAGGUGUAUACUAUGUACUACCAGUCGGUCAUAUCGACUCGCAAACCGUCGCCUAAUUGUACGUACAUUCCGUGUACCGUCGCGUCGCAGCCUGAUCCGGCUACUUGCUCCUCAUGCGAAGUCCAGGGCGGGACCGUGGAGCUGCUCUACUGGGCUGACAUGGCAACAACAUCUCUGUCUGAAAGCUGGCAGCAGAACGGCUCGUCUCCAGUCACGGCGCUCUACAAAAACAUGACCUUGACCUCGCCAACGGUCUAUAUCGAGUUCCAAACCGCUUUCGCUACUGACGCUUGCGGCCGGACUGUAGGCGGAGCUUACCCCGGCGCCAUCAUCGGUGUGAACCCGAAGUCCUUAUACAGUGUACAAGCACAAUUCGAUUACUUCGUCGAACUGUUAGACGAAGGUGAAACCAGCACGACCUUCUACCAAUCUGCGCAAUUCAAUUUUGAGGAUCUAAGCGGCUUGGUUCCUGCGUCAGCAUGGGCUGCGCAGCCGAGUUGUGUGGCCAAUCAUGGUGGCUGCUACACCAUCUAUCCUGAUGAGUACCACCCCGUGCUUGUAAUACCGAGUCAUAUCCGCAAUAUGGACCCUGCUUGGAAGUCUUGCGGUUUGGAUUGGCGAGGCGCGUGGGAUCCACCAACUGCGUUGAGACCGGCAGCGGUGAUUGCUUCGGUGACGACAGCUCCUGGAAUCGCACCAACCACACCCGCUUCACCGCCAUCCUCUGUAGCUGGGCCAGCCACAAGGACAGCGGCAGCAGAAAGUGGAAUGUGGACGGCUACCCCCAGCGCAACCUCUAAUGCAGUCAACCCCAGCUCGCAAGAAGCUGUGAUAGAUCCUGCUCCUACACCAAAUGUCUCCAAUCCGUCAUUAUUGACAUCCGCAUUGCAAGACUCUCUGCAAGAUGGUGGUGCCUCAUCCUCCGAAUCCACAGUGGCUUCUACAUCCGCUUGGCAAACAGAUCAGGACAGCAGCCCGGCGAGCCUCACGACAGAUUUAGGUAAGAACUACGAUCCAGCGAGCAACACGGCCGCUGUGGUACCGGCAACGCCUGAGCUUUCUAGAUCUACGUUUGCCACUAUGUCUACGUCUGGUCAAGCUACAACGAUUAUCGGUAAUAAUGGUGAUCCAGCUCCUUCCGCACAUGGUCCCACGAAUGCGCUUGGCGUUCUAAGCGAAGCAUUGCGAACAGACACUGCGGCGUCAACUACAAGGCCUCAAGCAAGUACCGUCCCCUCAAAUGAAAUAGUCACAUGGACAUCCUCGAAGUCUUUACCGUCCCGGCCGCAAACCUUCGUUGACACCACGCAGAGCGCUCGUGAGUUGAGUACGAGCAGACCGUUGCCUGCAGUGACUACCGCCUCUCUUAACGGCAUUGGUAUGCCGUCAUCCACGUCCGAAACCUUAGCAUCAUCUGCGACUACAGCUGGGUCACGGCGAGCUAUAAAAAUCCCACUCAUUACAUUGAUCUGGGCGCUGCUUGCCUUGCCGGCUUGCUUGAUUGUGCGAUGA